Paramecium octaurelia is the source of this 855-nucleotide messenger RNA. NCBI's taxonomy places the organism in Eukaryota, Ciliophora, Oligohymenophorea, Peniculida, Parameciidae. The record is from the annotation of a GenBank genome assembly.
AUGGAAAACUAGUUGCCAAUAAAAAAGAAAACCUAUCCUUCAGAGUCAUAACAAGAUGAUAAGAACAAAACUGGAAACCAAAAGUUCUAAACUGAUAAGCUAUUUGCAAGUUUGUAGAAAAUAACCUUGCUGGAUAUUUUAGAUGAGUUUGCCAAAGAAUCUGAGAACAAGAGUAUAACAGACAUUCUGAAGGCUAUUCUUAAUAACGUUGAGAAUAAGCAAAAGGAACCUGAAGGGAAGAUUGAUUGGAAUUCAGGAAAGUAUGAUAAACCAAACAAUAAUUACAACUAAAAAUUUGAGUCAAAUAAUAAUUUUCAAAAUAACAAAUUUAAAAAGAGAAAUACAGAAGGGGGUUGGAAUGAUAAUUAACGGAAUGAUUAUGGCAAUAAAGAAAAUGGAAGAGGUGGAUUUGAUAGAAAUGGAGGCAAUGAUAGAAGUAAACCUUGGGAAAAUAAAGAUGGUAGAAAAGGAAACUUUUAAAGAGGAGAUAAUUGGAAAUAGAAUUAGGAUGGCAAGAAGAAUGGAGGAGGUAAUCCUAAUGGGGACUGGAAUAAUAAGCAAGGAAAUGGGAACAAUAAUGACUGGAAGUCAAGUAGUAAUAAUAAUGAUUGGAGGAUUGGUGGAAAUAACAAUGAAUGGAAGUCAGGUGCUAAUAAUAAUAAUGACUGGAAGACCAGUGGAAAUAACAAUGAUUGGAAAACUAGUGGAAAUAAUAAUGAAUGGAAAUCAAGUGGAAAUAAUGAAUGGAAAACUAGUGGAAACAAUGAUUGGAAAUCAAGUAGUAACAAUAAUGAAUGGAAGGUUGAAGCAACAACUGAGUAGGUUCAACCAAUUUCUUGGGGAUCACCUAAGUGA